UGUCGCGCCGACGCGGGCCCGCUGUGCGCCGCCUGCCGCCUGGCCGCGGGCCCCGAGCCGCCCGAGUGGGAGCCGCGCUGGAGAAAGGCGCUGCGCGGCAAGGAAAACAAGGGGUCCGUGGAGAUCAUGAGAAAGGACUUAAACGACGCCCGGGACCUGCACGGCCAGGCAGAGUCGGCGGCUGCUGUGUGGAAGGGACACGUGAUGGACCGUAGAAAGAAGGCCCUGACUGAUUACAAGAAGCUGCGGGCCUUCUUUGCCGAGGAGGAGGAGCACUUCCUGCAGGAGGCCGAGAAGGAGGAGGACGCCCCGGAGGACGACCAGUCCGACCCAGCCGAGCGGUUCCGGUCCCUGCUGCAGGCCGUGUCAGAGCUGGAGAGGAAGCACCGCGGCCUGGGGCUCAGCAUGCUGCUGCAGUGAUGGUGCUGAUGCAGAGGCAGAAGGGACACCUCCCACAGCUGGCAGCAGCAGCAGCCCCCCCACCGGCCGCCCCUCCUCAUCUCCAUGGAAACCAUGAGCUCCUGGACUUGGGGUGAAGCAUUGGCUGUGCCCCCACCUGUGGUUGUUCCAGCUGGUUACAUGCUUCAACAAGGUGUUCAUUUUCCCUUUUCCUUGCUGCGGCGUGGAUGUUUUCUUGUGAAUGUUUUUGGGCUGUGAACAUUUCCUAGUACAGGUAGUCGUGGGGACACUACUCUGAGUAUCCCCAACUCUCCAUAGAGCUCCUGUCAUGGUUCUUUCUUUCAUCACUGACAUGCCUGGUAGCUUGUGGCUGUGCCCUUUGCCCUGGGGAUGUCAGCUCACUGUCCCAGGGACCCAAUCCUGCAUCUGCCACACAGUGCCUGGGAAGUGCUGUUUCAUGGGAUUUUCUUUUCCAUGGGGUGCUCAUCACCAGGCCUGGAGGUCCCUGUUGAGGUUGGGUUUGGGGUUAGAAUCAAGGAAAGACAGCACACGUAGGGCCCUGACUGCAGGUGGACCCGGCCCUGCAGGGAAAGGAAAGGGAGAGGCCCCUCCUCCGGGGGCCUUGCUGUGUUCCUACUUCUGGCUCUGUCCCCCUCCUCUCCCAGCCUGAGCCCCUCAUUCCUUCACCGUCUGCCCCUCGGAUGCUGACGGAUCCCUGGAACCUUCCCUGGGCUCCUUCUCACCUCGAGGAAGGGAUCCCUUUCGGCAGCAGUGGGCAGGUGGCAGCUGCAGGCCCCACCCUGGCAUUUCAUCUUGCUGUAUUUGUGGCUUUUCUCACAUCGUAUUUCCUCUGGUGGGUGAAUUUUGCAAAACCUGUGAUGUAGCAGUAGCAUGGUGGCCUGUAGCACCAUUGUAUAUAGAUUCAUUAGUCCAUGUGACAAAACUCAGCGCUGAGUAGGCAGAAUCUCGAGGUUGGGAAACGUAGAUGCAGACACAUGUUUAGAUUCAGCCCUGAACAGGCGGUUUGGGGAGAGCUGGGCUGCGGUGGGGGAGGGGGGUGUUCUCCGAUGAAGCUCUUCAGCCCUCGUAAGUCCCCAGCCUUCAGUAAGAUGACCGCCAGGCUCACCUGCCCUGAGUGUGGGCUGGGCUCUUGGUGCCAAAUAAAGUAGGAUUGCUCCAGCUUGUUUAAUUCA
This is a messenger RNA of Galeopterus variegatus (Sunda flying lemur), 1592 nucleotides long. It is a transcript of the gene RNF187, whose product is annotated as ring finger protein 187. The record is from RefSeq and is a predicted model, not a curated record. The transcript has 4 exons. Lineage: Eukaryota; Metazoa; Chordata; Mammalia; Dermoptera; Cynocephalidae. The annotation marks the transcript as partial.